Molecule: messenger RNA, 437 nt
Organism: Didymodactylos carnosus
Lineage: Eukaryota; Metazoa; Rotifera; Eurotatoria; Philodinida; Philodinidae
Source: the annotation of a GenBank genome assembly
AUGAAGUCCCAUGAUGCAAGUUCAUGUAUCGAUAUUGAUCAUGGUUCCGUACGUUUUGAUAGACAUAAACGAAUACGGGCGGAAGCUGAAGAUACCUAUUUGAAAACAAUUAGCAAACGACAAAAGAUUUUCGAUGAUGCGAUGAAGCAACCGAAAUAUAAUAUGGGUGAUUUAGUCGGUCUGAAAAUUGACAAAGUGGAUCGAACAAAUACGACACCCAAAAUACUUCCAUGUAAAGUAGUGUCAAUACAAUCAUCAUCUGAUGAAAAUGUUACAUAUAAACUGUGUACAAUACAAGGUAUUUUAUCAAAUCGUUACACGGCUCCUGAUUUAUUAGAUUUGAAUAAAUGUGGUUUUGAAGACUUACGGUCAAUUGAUUCAACUCUGUUACCAACAAUAACGUUCAUCCAAGCAUGUAAGGAAUACGUUGGUACAAG